Messenger RNA from Eimeria necatrix, 3222 nucleotides. Its product is annotated as calcium-transporting ATPase, putative. Gene Ontology annotation, biological process: calcium ion transmembrane transport; intracellular calcium ion homeostasis. The transcript is spliced from 17 exons. The record is from RefSeq and is a predicted model, not a curated record. Gene Ontology annotation, molecular function: P-type calcium transporter activity; ATP hydrolysis activity; ATP binding. Gene Ontology annotation, cellular component: membrane. Bases 1 to 3222 code for a protein of 1073 amino acids. Lineage: Eukaryota; Apicomplexa; Conoidasida; Eucoccidiorida; Eimeriidae.
AUGACGGGUGCAAGCCCUACCAAGGGCGGCUGCACCUCUCUGCAGGAGGCGCCGCAUGUCGCAACAGUGAAGGAGGUGUUGGAGUACCACGAAACAUGUUUGGAGUCGGGUUUGCCGGCCGAAGUUGCGGCCGAGCGCCUUGAGCGUUUUGGGCCAAACGAGUUGAAGCACGAAGAGGGGAAGAGCCUCUUCCAGCUCAUUUUGGAACAGUUUCAGGAUCUGCUCGUCAGGAUUCUUUUGGGGGCUGCAGUCAUCAGCUUCGCGUUGGCAGUGGUGGAGGGGGGAGAGGGCGGCAUCGCCGCGUAUGUGGAGCCUCUUGUGAUUCUCAUUAUUCUGUUUCUUAACGCUGCCGUUGGUGUCUGGCAGGAGUCCAACGCUGAGAAAGCACUGGUAGCUUUGAAGCAGCUGCAGCCGCAGCAAGCUCGAGUUUGCCGAUCAGGGGCUUGGCGUUGCGUCUCGGCCUCCAGCCUCGUUCCCGGUGACCUCGUGGACCUCCGCUGUGGCGACAAGGUGCCGGCUGACUGCCGCGUCGUAGAGCUCAAGACCGCCUCCUUCAGAAUUGAACAGAGCCAGCUCACAGGCGAAAGCGUUGCUGUGCUGAAGGAUACUGAGGCGUUGCCUGCAUCAAUGCGGGACUGCGAGAUUCAGUCGCAGCGCUGCCUGUGUUUCAGCAGCACGACGGUGGCGCGUGGGCGUGCGCUGGCUGUAGUGGUGAGGACGGGCAUGGCCACCCAAAUAGGGAUUAUUCAGGCUGCUGUACACGAGGCGGGAGAAUCUGACGACACUCAAAGCCCACUGCAGCAGAAGCUGGACGAGUUUGGAGAGGCCCUCAGCAAGGUCAUCUGCGGCGUGUGUGUUGUUGUGUGGCUCAUUAACAUCGGGCACUUCAGCGACGCCGUGCACGGUAGCGCGUUGCGCGGUUGCAUAUAUUACUUCAAGAUAGCUGUUGCAUUGGCAGUGGCGGCCAUCCCUGAGGGUCUGCCAGCAGUGAUUACGACCUGUCUGGCGCUAGGAACGCGGAAGAUGGCCAAGAAGAAUGCUAUAGUCAGGAGACUGCAAAGUGUAGAAACGCUUGGGUGCACCACUGUCAUUUGCUCUGACAAGACAGGCACCCUUACCACCAACGAAAUGACUUGCGUCAGAUUCUGUGUGCUCGGCAAAACCGGAACACAGGUGGAUGUGUUCACCGUGGAUGGUUCUGGCUUCUGUGCAAGUGGCAAUGUUUGCCGGGAGGCGGGCGGCGCCAAGGGCUCGCAGGCUCUAACAGAGCAUCAGGCGGUGUUGGGGUGGUUAUGUCGCUGCGCGGCCAUCUGCAAUGAAGCGCACCUGAACAUUGCAUCGGGCUUCCCGGAUAGCGACCAUUAUGAGCGAAUGGGAGAGCCAACAGAAGCAGCGCUGCUCGUCCUUGUGGAGAAGCUUGGGCUUUUCUCUGAUGAACAAAUUGCUUCAAAAGCCAAUACAAAGCGGAGCGUUGCUCAUCCCACACCCUUCUGUGACUACUGGAAAGACCAGUACAAGGAUCUGGCGACUUUGGAGUUUAGCCGGGACAGAAAGAGUAUGAGUGUCUUGUCUCGAAACCUCAAGACACAGAAGAACGUGCUUUUUGUCAAGGGCGCUCCAGAGACACUCCUGACACGGUGCGAGACGAUGAUGCUGCCUAAUGGCGAGGUGGUCCCGCUGACCGAAGCUGCGCGGAGUGUGAUUUUGGCCGACGUGGCUUGGAUGGCAAAGGGUGCCCUUCGUACUUUGGCAUUGGGCGUUCGGUUGGACGCUGGACCGCUCGCAGACUACACGGGAGAGGAGACACCCCAGGCAGCCGCUCGCGGCCUUUUGGACGACCAGGCGGGGUACGCUGCCUUGGAAGACCACCUUUGCUUCAUCGGCGUCGUUGGCCUCUUUGAUCCUCCAAGGCCCGAAGUGGGGAACGCCAUUCUGCAGUGCAGAGAUGCUGGCAUUCGCGUAGUGAUGAUUACUGGAGAUAACAAAGACACUGCGGAGGCCGUGGCUGACCUCGUUCACAUCCGUGAAGGCUUUGACAAGAGCUUCCCGUCUUACACAGGGAAGGAAUUUGAGGCGCUGUCUGCCUCCGAAAAGAUGAAAGUCCUUUCCUCGCCGGGUGGCGCGAUAUUCUCGCGUACGGAGCCCAAGCACAAGCAGCUGAUCGUGAAGCUGCUGAAGGAGCUGGGCGAGACCACAGCCAUGACGGGAGACGGAGUCAACGAUGCACCUGCGCUUAAGCAGGCAGACAUUGGUGUCGCUAUGGGCAUAGCGGGCACGGAGGUCGCCAAGGAGGCUUCGGAUAUGGUUCUUGCAGACGACAACUUCAGCACGAUUGUCUCUGCAGUGGAAGAGGGAAGGUCGAUCUACAACAACAUGAAGGCCUUCAUUCGCUAUUUGAUCAGCAGCAACAUUGGCGAGGUGGCUUCCAUCUUCAUGACUGCAGCUCUUGGUGUUCCCGAGGGUUUGACCCCUGUGCAGCUGCUGUGGGUGAACCUUGUGACGGAUGGACCUCCUGCAACCGCGUUGGGUUUUAACCCCGCUGACGACGAUGUGAUGAAGCGGCCUCCGCGACACCGCGACGACCGCCUGAUUAGCACUUGGAUCUUUCUGCGUUAUCUGCUGGUUGGAAUUUACGUUGGUUUCGCAACGGUCGGCAUCUUCGUGUGGUGGUACGUCUUUGGGACGGAUCCUUCGGAGCCUCACACUCUUCUGACUCUGCCCCAGCUUAUGGCUUGGGGCCGCUGCUCUUCCUGGAAAAACUUCAACGCUGUACCUGUUUUUGGAAUGCCAGCGGACGAGCCUUGCUCCUACUUCACUAUCGGCAAGGCCAAGGCGAGCACGCUUAGUUUGACAGUGUUGGUCGUGAUUGAAAUGUUUAAUGCUUUCAACGCUCUUUCAGAGAACCACUCUCUCCUUCGCAUGCCUCCCUGGGCGAACCCUUACUUGCUUCUGGCGACUGCUUCUUCCCUCGCUGUUCACUGCGCAAUUCUGUACAUUCCCUUCCUUAGCCGCGUCUUUGGCGUCGUGGAACUCACGCUGAUGGACUGGGUUUAUGUGCUGCUUUGGUCUUUCCCUAUCAUUAUCCUUGAUGAAAUCCUGAAAUAUCUGGGUAAGGUCUCUUCUGAAGCCGCCGUCACUUUGCACAACAACGCGCUGCAGCUGUUACGGCUAGCAAGAAAGAGUGAGCUAUGCGAAUGCGCCAGGCGGAAGCGGCCGGCCUAG